Molecule: messenger RNA, 1700 nt
Organism: Phyllostomus hastatus (greater spear-nosed bat)
Lineage: Eukaryota; Metazoa; Chordata; Mammalia; Chiroptera; Phyllostomidae
Gene: CLDN4
Product: claudin 4
Exons: 1
Coding region: 233-862 (209 amino acids)
Biological process (GO): bicellular tight junction assembly; cell adhesion
Cellular component (GO): bicellular tight junction; plasma membrane
Molecular function (GO): structural molecule activity
Source: RefSeq, a predicted model, not a curated record
GCUCUAGCUUGUGAGCCUGUGGCAGCUGUCGGCAGGAAGGAACCAGUCUGGUCACACUCCCUGGGCUUCUGCUUCGGACUCCCGUGAGAGACACUCAACCGGCUUUGCCUUCGGACUUGCAGUGAAAGGCCUCCCUGUGGACAGUGUCCAUCCUCAGCACUUGGAUUUCUACAGCCCCCAGGGCCAGAUUCCUAAAGACUUCCAGGUCCCAGACCCCAGCAGACACUGAAAGAUGGCCUCCAUGGGGCUGCAGGUGAUGGGCAUCGCGCUGGCCGUGCUGGGCUGGCUGGGCGCCAUACUGAGCUGCGCGCUGCCCAUGUGGAGGGUGACGGCGUUCAUCGGCAGCAACAUCGUCACGUCGCAGACCAUCUGGGAGGGCCUGUGGAUGAACUGCGUGGUGCAGAGCACCGGCCAGAUGCAGUGCAAGGUGUACGACUCUAUGCUGGCACUGCCACAGGACCUGCAGGCCGCACGCGCCCUCAUUGUCGUCUGCAUCAUCGUGGCCGUGGUGGGAGUGCUGCUGUCUGUGGUGGGUGGCAAGUGCACCAACUGCGUGGAAGACGAGAGCACCAAAGCCAAGAUCAUGAUUGUGGCGGGCGUGGUGUUCCUCCUGGCGGGCCUGCUGGUGAUGGUGCCCGUGUCCUGGACGGCCAACACCAUCAUCCGUGAUUUCUACAAUCCUCUGGUGGCCUCGGGGCAGAAGCGAGAGAUAGGGGCCUCACUCUACAUCGGCUGGGCUGCUGCAGGUCUGCUGAUGCUCGGUGGGGCUCUUCUCUGCUGCAACUGCCCACCUCGUGCUGACAAACCCUACUCGGCCAAGUACUCUGCUGCCCGUUCCGCCCCUGCCAGCAACUACGUGUAAGGUGCCGCCGCUCAACUCUCCCUGUUGGCUUUGUUUCUCCCUGGACUGAGCUCUGUGCGAGUCUGUGAACCCAGGAGGGCCCUGCCAUGGUCUGCAGGCUGCUGGGGGAUGGGCAAGCAGGGACUGAGACCGGCCAUUGGCCAACAGCCCUCAGCCCCUUCUGACCCCCUUGGAUACUUUCCUAAGGCCUCCUCUACAAUAGCAAGGAUGGACUGAAAGGUUUCUGAGCCACCCUCCUCUGAAUGGCCUGUGGAAGCAGGGAGGGGCAGGCAGCAACAGGGCAUGGCAAUGGAGUGGGGAGCUGGCUCUUGGUGGCCGGGACAGCUCAGCCCUGACUGCUUGGACUCUAAGCGUGUGCCCUGCCCAUGCUUGUGUUGGUCACCGUUCCCUUCUUUGAUCUUCCCCACUCCCUCCGAAGGCAUCCAGUGGAAACCUGUGACCAUGAAAAUGGCUGGGGCCUCACUCGUCCACCUGCCUGUGGAGCAGAGUUGACUGACGGGUUCAGAAGGGAGGGGUGAAGGUGCUGCGGACUGGUUUGGGUAGUGGUGGGGGAGGGGGCCUCAGAGGAGGCCCCGGCUGCUGGUACUCCGUCCUACCCACCUGCAGCCUCAGCGGGAGGAACCUGGGCCCCUUGAAAUCAGUCCCUUCUGGAUCUGCCAUCCUUGUGAAGGUCAUCGGCUAGCGUGGGGACGGCAGGGGGAAUGAUCUUUCUCUGGCCUGCAUCCUAGUUAAGUUCUGGAGCUUUUUCCUGAUUCUGUGGUUUGUUUUGUAAUUUAAGACCUAUUUGUCACGGAAAUGACUAUUAUUUUCUACAAUAAAUGAGACCUGUGCACAGGAA